CUGUCCCGUCCGCUGCCGUUUCUGACCGCUGCCACAACCGCCCACCUUGGCAAGCUGUUUGCCAACCUCAGCUGCCUCGACACAAACAACACUCAACAUUGAUGCGUGGGCCUUGCCACGCCAACUUUCCCACAUACCAAGACCUGCGCCAUGUCGUUCCUAUUCGACAAGGUUAAGUCGGGCCUCAAAGAUGUCGAGGCUCGCAUCAAAGCAGAAACGACCGGAUCCACGCAUGCCCACACGCACAACUCGAACGUCUGUUCCGAUAACGAUGACCAUCACUUGCACCGUUACCAGAGCUUUGCACCUCAGCGCGAAGGUAAUGAGGUCAAGUGGUAUGUCGACGGCUGCAGCUAUAUGUGGGCCGUCUCUACCGCCAUUGAAAAUGCACAGUCGAGUAUCUGGAUUCUGGACUGGUGGCUCAGUCCCGAGCUUUAUCUUCGGAGACCACCGGCUUUGCACGAACAGUAUCGACUCGACAGACUGUUAUUUGCAGCUGCAGAGCGAGGAGUGCAAGUCUAUGUGAUCGUCUAUAAGGAAGUGACACAGGCAUUGACUCUUAGCUCACAUCACACCAAGCACUGGCUUGAGGACAAUGACAAGACAGGCAACAUCAAGGUCUUCCGCCACCCGGAUCAUUUACCUGACAAGCAGACUUUGGCCUCAAAUUUCAUGGCCAGCAUUAAGCAAUCCGGCUUGAGCGCUGCUAAACUCGCACAACUCCCAGGUGAUGCCAUCAAGGGAAUCUAUGGCAUGAACGAUGGUACCGUGCUGUACUGGGCACAUCACGAGAAGCUGUGCUUGGUCGACAGCCACGUCGCGUUUAUGGGCGGGCUGGACCUAAACCUUGCUGACCUCGCAUCAUUUAGGUGCUACGGUCGAUGGGAUACCAACCAGCACUCCAUCGCAGAUGCCCAUCCUGAUGAUUUGAAGCAGAUUGUGUUCCCUGGCCAAGAUUACAACAACGCUCGAAUCAUGGACUUUAGCGAUGUCAGCCACUGGGAGAACAACAAACUGCCGAGAACCAGCAACAGCCGAAUGGGCUGGAGUGAUGUUGCCUUAUGUGCCAAGGGCCCCGUAGUGGAAGAUCUCAAGGCUCAUUUCGUACAACGCUGGAACUUCAUCUACUACGAAAAGUAUGAUGUCCGUAGAGACGAUCGAUACGCCCCUCUUGUCUACCACCCGCAAAGAAUUGGCAUCAUCGGACACCCUUACCGGUCUACCGAAGACGGUGGUGUCGAAGGCGAGGGCCAAAUGCAAUCCUUCCGCGAUAGAAUUCGCGAGCAGUACGAAAAGGGCCGUGCUCGUUUGGAAGAUGGAAGAGACAAGCUGCUGUACAAUCAGGACAUUCCCGACGGGCCACUUGGAGGUGUUCAGUGCCAGAUUGCUCGCUCAGCAUGCAAGUGGAGUCACGGAGUGAAGCUGGAGCACUCCAUUGCCAAUGCCUAUAUCCAAACGAUCAGAGAAAGUGUCCAUUUCGUGUACAUCGAGAACCAGUUUUUCAUCACCGCGACCGGACACCAGCAGAAGCCUGUCAAGAACCUCAUCGGUGCAGCCAUGGUGGAGCGGAUCCUGCGAGCUGCGAGAAACAAUGAAGACUGGCAUAUGAUCAUCAACAUCCCAUCAGUGCCCGCUUUUGCUGGUGACCUCAAGGACGAUGCCGCGCUCGGAACACGGGCCAUCAUGGAGUUCCAAUACUUUUCGACCAAUCGCGGAGGCCACAGCAUCAUGGAGGAGGUCGCUCGGCAGGGCGUAGACCCCAUGAAGUAUAUCCGCUUCUACAACCUCCGAAGUUAUGAUAGAAUCAAUGCCAAUGCCUCCAUGGCAAAGGUCGAGCAGCAAGCUGGGGUUUCUUAUGACGAUGCGAGAAAAGGCUACGAUCAGCAGUAUGCCCACACCGUGGAAUCGGGUCAAUAUAACCAGGAGUACGCCGAUCCAAAUGGUAACGCCAACGCCUACGAUCGAUAUCAGCAGACUGCUCAACAGAUUUCUGGAGGUGGUAAUCGUGGCCGUUGGGAUUCAGUCGCCGAAUGCUAUAUGCAAAAUGGUCCAGACAUCCGAUCAGUGCCAUGGGAUGGCGCUCCCGAAGCCGAAAUGGACGCCUUCGUGUCCGAAGAGCUGUACAUCCACAGCAAACUCUUGAUCGCAGACGACCGCAUCGUAAUCUGCGGCUCAGCAAAUCUGAACGACAGAUCACAACUUGGAGACCACGACAGUGAAAUCGCCAUGAUCAUCGAAGACAACCAAGAAUUCGACUCUCAAAUGGGCGGUAGACCAUGGAAAUCCAAAGUCUUCGCCUCCACUCUUCGACGCCAAAUCUUCAGGAAACAUCUCGGACUGCUUCCACCACAAGACAUGCAACGUCCAGACAAUAAUUUCAUGCCUGUGGGAACGCCGAAUAACUACGAUUGGGGCAGUCCCGAAGACCAAGCAGUUGCUGAUCCGAACUCAGAGGCCUUCCAUAGAUUGUGGAAACAGACCGCUGCGACGAACACGCAAGCGUUCGCGAAGGUCUUCCAUCCGGUUCCGGACGACCAAGUCAAGAACUGGAAAGAUUACGAAGAGUACUAUGAGAAGUACUUCAAAGCUGAUGAUCCCAAGAAACAAGGACAAGAGAAUGAGAAGCCAGCUUUCUGGAGAUGGGGUCACGUCGUCAAAGAAGAAUUCUCACCUGGCGCCCAGGGAACGCAAGAGAUGAAGGAAGUGCUCAGUAGGAUUCGAGGAAACUUGGUGGAGAUGCCGCUAUUGUUCUUGAAGGAUGAGGAUAUUGCCAAAGAAGGCUUGGGAUUGAACGCUAUGACUGAGGAGCUUUAUACGUAGGGAGGAUCGCUUGCAGUCUUGAUGAGAAUGAAUGUCAUGACCAGAUUGGACACAGGGUAUGAGAAGCGUAGAAAUGGACGUUAGAAAGGGAAUCAUACAAGCAUUCGAGUUCUGACAUGUGGCUUGGUUGCGCAAGCAAACGCAGUAAGCUUCUCAACAGAACAGUAAGACCUGUCGUACGAACGCGACCAUGUUGUAUGUCAAAUGUGAUUUGUGGUGAGAUCCUGUUCUGCCAAGCAAGAGCGUCCUGUGCCUGACUUGUUGCCAACAUGCUGUACAAGCGGCAGUACCACGGCCCAUGGAGACUUCCUGUCCCACGCCGCUAGCCCAUAGCCAACGCCUAGGGCUCUCGUGCAUUGCCUCAGCUGACACGGGUAGCUGUUGGAACUCUCAUUACUGAUCCGUGACAGGCCUUCUCCGCUCGCGCGUAUUCGUGCUCG
Messenger RNA from Cercospora beticola, 3260 nucleotides. Lineage: Eukaryota; Fungi; Ascomycota; Dothideomycetes; Mycosphaerellales; Mycosphaerellaceae. The record is from RefSeq and is a predicted model, not a curated record.